AUGGCGUCGUCAACAUCUACCCUUUCUGAAGAGCUGUUUCCCAAAGAAACGCCCUCCGAAACCCCCAACACCGCCAGUACACCGUCUACCAUGACAACACCAACAACGGAAGCGGGGUCAAAUACCCCUGCGGAUCCGAUUGCUACUUCAUCCACGAGCGCCCCAUCCACUGCAGCUAUAGAAACCGAAUCUGCCAGUAAGCCAAAGCCCAAGGGAAAGUGCAUCCACAAGAAGAAGAAGGAGGCAGAGGAGAAAGAAAAGGAAAAGGAAAAGGCAAAGAAAGAGAUGGAGGAGAAGGAGAAAGCUGAGAAAGAGGAGCGUGAGCGAAAGGACAAAGAGGAGAAGGAGAAGAAGGAACAGGGGAAGAAGGACCAGGAGAAGAAAGAAAAAGAGGGAAAAGAGAAGAAGAAGUCGAAGAAGGAUAAAAAGUCAGCAAAAUCAAGUAAGAAAGGGAAGAAGUCAAAGAAAGCAGAGACCUCCUCCUCUGAUGAUGACGAAAGCUCCUCUGACAGCGACGGAUCCAGCGGUUCCGAUGGCUCCUCAUCCUCCUCAGAUUCGUCAUCAUUCUCAUCCUCCUCAGAUUCGGAGGUUGAUGGGGAUGAGGCCUUGGCAGCUGCGAUCAGGUUGAUCUUAGCAAAAUCAUCCAAGUCAAAGCAGAGACGACAGAAGGAGAAAAAGAAGAAGGCCAAAGCUAGGAAGGCCAAGAAAGAAAAGAAGAAGGCCAAAAAGGCAGAAAAAGAAUCAGAGAAUGCGGAAAAUGAAGAUGAAAAGAAGGAUGGCGGGGAGGAGAAGACUGAAGAUAGAGCUAGUGUUCUGGAAUAUAAGCGUGUUGAUGAGCUUUACGACAAGGAACUGCACGACUACAAGAUCUGCGACACGGUCCCUCACCCCAAAACAGACAAAUACUCCUCAUUCAUCUUUACGGUCCGCCGUGUCUUUGAUUACGAAAACAAGUACCUUGAGACCCAGGUCGACAUCAAGUCUCCUCUUCUCAAAGAGGCCCUUACUAGAAUAAUUGGGGAUGUUAGAGGCGUUUCUUUAGUUGAGGAUAUUCCCUCGGUUGACCCAAAUAUGUUAUUCAACUUUCUCCCCGACUUUGAAGCAUGGGUCGAGAAGAUGUCAAAGCUCAAGGGUGUACCGGAGAAAGAACCCCCCAAACCGACCGGGCCCGUAACAGGCAAACCCGUUCCUCCUCCGUUAACCGCUGCAGAGGUUUCCCAGCAAAUCGACCAAGUCAAACUUCUUAUCGAAUACCUAAAUACGGACUAUGCCCCCACCAAAGCAGCUCUCUUCCCUCUGUUGGAGAACUCCAUGAUUACGUUCGAUCUACUCUGGGCCCUGUUGAAACCUGGAGUCAUCAUGUAUACCACUUGUGCAGGGAGCAACGAGCCAAGAGCUUUCAAACUAGAAUACGCGCAGAAGGAGUCCAGCUUCAUGAGAGGGAAAUGGUGGGCCAUCGAAGGUAAAUAUCUGGAAUAUGACGGAAAGGAUGGACCUGUAGAGGCUGGAGAUGUCGAGGGAGGAGGUUUUGGUUGGGGAACAGUCAGCGUCGAUAUUGAAGGGUUUAAGGGUGCAAGGAAGAUUACUUCGUUAUCAUCUUAUCCAUUGGAUUUCAGAAAGGAUAAAGAUGCUAUGAGGAAAACCCUCGUUGAACGGGGACAGAAGUUUGUAUCCUUGAGAGGGAUGCAAUACAAGAUGCAUAACGGAAUCGCGUUCAUCCGGAAGAAGCGUCAAUAUGUUAAAAUUCAUGUUAAAGGUCGGAUUAUGAUUGACCCUGCCACAUUCCGGCGUAUAAAUCCCAACUAUGUCAUUUCCUCAAUUAGAUCCCGGUACGACGAUGAUGAAGAGGCCGAGAAUAAUAACAAUAAUGGAGAGGAACAUGAGUCCGAAGAGGGCGAAGGUGGCGAAUGUACUGAAUGUUGCUGCAGCGGGGAAGAUGAUAGCAAAACCGAGGAAGAAAAGGAAUUGGAACGAUUGAAGGUCGUAGUCGAUGACAAAGGUAACUACCAGGUCGUCACAAAAGAGCAAGAAAACGUAAAGAAGAUGAAAGUCGAGAGGGUGGAUGAGCAAGAGGAGGAAGUUGAACCUGUCUUUACCGAUGAAGAGCUCCUUACUGCAUCGCCAGUGGUUCUUGGAUGGGCUUUCACAGAGAAAUACUGGCUGGAAUUCGCUGUUUCUGGUGUUGAAGAGAUCCAGUGGAAUGACAAGGCAUUCGAAUCUUUGGUUCUACCUGAUGCUCAAAAAACCAUCGUCAAGGCCCUUGUCGAGUCUCAUACUGGGAAGAACAUUGAGUCAUCAACUAUUGACGAUGUAAUCCAGGGCAAGGGGCGGGGUCUUGUCUCGGUCCUCCAUGGCCCUCCAGGUGUUGGUAAGACAUUGACUGCAGAGGGAAUUGCCGAACUCCUAAGGAAACCGCUUUAUUGUGUUUCUUCAGGGGAGCUAGGUACUAAUCCAGCUUCCCUUGAACAAGAACUCAAUAAGAUAUUGGACAUUGCACAUUCUUGGGGGGCAGUGCUACUUCUUGACGAAGCCGACGUAUUCCUUGAACGACGAACAAUGGCAGACAUGCACCGGAAUGCACUGGUGUCAAUUUUCCUACGUGUAUUAGAAUAUUUCCAGGGUAUUCUAUUUCUGACGACGAAUCGGGUCGAAACAUUUGAUGAUGCUUUCCAAAGCAGAAUCCAUGUUGCUCUGAGAUACAACGAGCUCGGUUUCAAAGCCAAGGCCAAAAUUUGGAAGAUGUUCCUGGAAAUGUGGCUAGCAAAGAGAAAGCUCAACGGACGACAGAUCAAGAACUCGGUUAGAACUGCCCAGGCACUCGCGAAUAAUAAGAGUGAGACGCUAUCAAUUAAACACAUCAAGACGGUACUUGAUGUGGCCGAGGGAUUCGAAAAUGAUCUCAAGGGGACAGGACAGUUGGAUAGUAUGCAUGCUUAUGCUUAA
Messenger RNA from Morchella sextelata, 2943 nucleotides. RefSeq lists its product as uncharacterized. Gene Ontology annotation, molecular function: ATP hydrolysis activity; ATP binding. Bases 1 to 2943 code for a protein of 980 amino acids. Lineage: Eukaryota; Fungi; Ascomycota; Pezizomycetes; Pezizales; Morchellaceae. The transcript is spliced from 7 exons. The record is from RefSeq and is a predicted model, not a curated record.